Molecule: messenger RNA, 10145 nt
Organism: Aedes albopictus (Asian tiger mosquito)
Lineage: Eukaryota; Metazoa; Arthropoda; Insecta; Diptera; Culicidae
Product: adenomatous polyposis coli homolog
Exons: 7
Coding region: 696-8009 (2437 amino acids)
Biological process (GO): nervous system development; cell fate specification; positive regulation of protein catabolic process
Cellular component (GO): cytoplasmic microtubule; beta-catenin destruction complex; catenin complex
Molecular function (GO): gamma-catenin binding; microtubule binding; beta-catenin binding
Source: RefSeq, a predicted model, not a curated record
GUACGAGGAAAAUUUUUCCUUCGAUCAGUCGUUACGGUCGCGAGCUCGGAAAAAGAACACGGUUUCGGAUUCGGAGUGCUUAGAAUUUUCACCUUUCCAGACGUGUUUUAUUGCAAGUUUUUCCGCGGAUUUUACACGGUAUAACAACCGGGUCAGUGCAGUUGAUUGUGACAUUGUUCGGAUAGAGCCAUAUGGAUGGAUAAAUCGUGUUAGUGCGAAAAAGAAGCGAGCGGAACAGCCCCAUCGAAACAGUUUCAAAAUUGCCUUUCUGUUCCGUUCUUUGCGGUCGAAGUCGGGGAUCGGCCGUCCAUCGCGAGUUUUGUUGUGCGUGCGUGUGCGCAAGUCCGCUAGCAGCAGCGGAGCGUAGAAGGCGACGAAGAAAAAAUAAUUGAUCUCUACUUGUCAAAAAAAUACCACACAAAGUGGUGACUGCUCUCGGAAGAAAAAGGAAUAAAAGUGAAUUUUCCGAAGAAAAAUAUGGUGGAAAACCGACGAGCAUUGGGAAAGUGAUUCGAGUGUUGAAUAGCGGAACCGGAGGAUUAUGCUGGAUGCGGUCCCAGUUGGAGUAAAUUCGAGAAAAUGCCUAUAAUUUUCUCUGACUGUGCAGUGGAUCAUCUUUAUCAUCAUCACCAUCACAAUCAUCAUCAUCAUCUACGAAACGAGGCGUCAGAAUCAGCGGCAGCGCCCUUAUCAGAAUGCAAUCAACAGCCGCAGCAGCAGCAGCGACGACGGCAACGUCCGACGACGAUCUAAGGUACCCGAGCAGUGCCAGUGCCCUUUCGCCGCCGGAUUCCUCGUUGGACGAUUUGGAAGCGGAGUACGACGACGACCUGGGCGACGACGGGCUGGAUUCCGGCGAGACCGGAGGCGUGGUGAAGAAGCCACACUUUUUGGACUACGACAACAAACCGCCGGCCGGGCUGGAAGAUCAGGUGGUGUUUGUUGGCCAGCCUCGGAGGUCGGCGGCUGCCGCCGUCGUUAACGGAGGAAGCAUGGACGAGAGGACGAGGGAGAAUGCGGCGAUAUCCCAAAGCGUCGUGGAAGAAGGUUCUUCGAUUGAAGUGCCGCAGGAAAUAAGAGGAAGAGGUACGUGGCCAGCGGCUGCAGGUGGUUCCGGUCAAGGCGCGGCCAAAUACGCCGGCAGACAGAACCAUUCCAUGUACAACGAUAUGUCGGAGAUUUGUCCCAAGAUGGAAUGCGUAUACUCAUUGCUGUCGAUGUUGGGAUCAACCAAUUCCCUGGAAAUGUCGACGAAGUUUAUGGAACUCUCUAAAAAUCGCGAAACUUGCAGCGCCCUGCGUCGAUCGGGAUGCAUCCCACUGUUGGUGCAGAUCAUCCACAACGACCCGAACGAAACGGCGCGCAGAAAUGCCCGGCAGGCGCUCAACAACGUGAUCUGCUGCCAUCCGGAUGACAAAGCCGGACGCAGGGAAGUCCGUGUGCUGAAGCUGAUCGAACAGCUGAUUGAGUACUCGGAUCUCCUGAGGGACUACACGGAGGAAAGCCCUCCAGACAUUAGGGACGUCAUAGAAGACCCGGAGAAGCAUCCGAUCCAGCCGAUCACUACCCUCAUGAAGAUCAGCUUUGACGAAGAACACCGGCACGCCAUGUGUCAGCUGGGUGCCCUCCAAACCAUCUCCACGCUGAUCCAAAUGGACCAUGCCAUCCACGGGGCAAAACCCAGUGCCCCGAAGUGCAUCACAAUGCGCCGUUACGCCGGAAUGAUCCUCACCAAUCUGACCUUCGGCGAUGGCAACAACAAAUCCCUGCUCUGCUCGAACAAGAACUUCAUGCGGGCCCUAGUCGCCCAAAUCCAGUCCAACAGUGAUGAACUGGUCCAGGUCACGGCUUCCGUCCUGCGGAAUCUCUCCUGGCGAGCGGACAGUGUCAUCAAGCAGACCCUCAGUGAGAUCGGCACGGUCAAAAUCCUCACGGGGGCGGCCAUGGUUUGCACCAUCGAGAACACCCUCAAGUCGAUCCUGUCCGCGCUGUGGAACCUCUCGAACCAUUGCCCUCCGAAUCGUUCGGAGUUCUGCGAAGUGGAAGGCGCCCUCGAAUUCCUCAUCGAUAUGCUCACCUACGAAGCGCCCAGCAAAACGAUGAGCGUCAUCGAGAACGCCGGCGGAAUACUCCGGAACAUUUCCUCGCACAUUGCCCUCCGGGAAGACUACCGGCGGAUUCUCCGCAAGAAGAACUGCCUCAAAAUACUCCUAGAACAGCUUAAGAGUCCCAGCUUGACCGUGGUAAGCAACGCUUGCGGAACUCUGGGAAACCUCUCCGGAGAAAACUACGAAGACCAAAAGUUCCUCCGGGAGAACGGUGCCAUUCCGAUGCUGCGGUCCCUCAUCUACAGCAAACACAAAAUGAUCUCCAACGGAAGCAGCAUGGCGUUGAAGAACCUGCUGAAACCACCGGCCAACUCAAUGAUGGCCAACGCGGCUGGUUCACCUGCUUCCAUCCCGAUCGUUCGACCCGCAACCGGAACCGAAUCCCAACGCUCAGAGCUCCCCACCCUGAACGUCCGCAAGAAGAAAGCUCUCGAACAGGAACUCGAAGAAAAAUUCCUCCCGAAGGGCCUCCGAGAGGAAAAGGACAUCUGCACCAGUCGGGUAUCCCCCGAGGAAGAAGACGACGAAGAACCCGACGAGGAGGGUGUGGUCAAUCCGAAUUCGGUGCACAUCCGGCUAGUACCAAACCAGGAAGACGAACCGGAGAAACCCGUGAACUACAGUCUGAAGGAGGAGGAAGCCUACCAGGACUACCAGGAAACGGACAUCGACCAGAUAACGGACUACUCGCUGCGCUACGCCGAGAACCAGUCCGGAGAGGAUUCCGACGAGGACAAAUCCGCCAACUAUCGGCGGUCGAAUCCGACCGACGGCAUGGGUGAGAUGGCAGAGGAUACGGUCAAGUGCUACUACACGGAAGGCACACCGCAGAUCAUCUCCAGCGCGACGUCGAUGAGCGAUUUGCGGGUUCAAUUGGGCGGAGGCAGUGGUGCGGCGGCUACGGCGACGGCAUCGCCCAAGAAUGGCACCGUUCCCAAGUCGAACCCGAUUCCGAUUGGGGGUGGGGGCAGCGGUGGAAGAGUUGUGGAAGGUGCAGCCGCAGGAGGUGGAAGUAGUGCCAGUGGGGGACAGUCUGUGCCAAAGGCGCUCGGAGACACGGGAUGCAAUACGCCGGAUAAGCCGUAUAAUUAUUGCGAGGAAGGAACGCCGGAUUUUAGCCGGGAUGCGUCGUUGAACGUGUUGGAAUUGAGUGCCGAGAGGGAUCAGAAACUCUCCGGAAAACUUCCUCCGGAGCCGGAAUCCUCGGACCAGCCGGCCACCCCGGCCACCCCUGGUGGAACUCAGCAUACCAGCAAGCAAGUCUCGUUCCUCAACACGGCCGACGAAACGCCACUCAUGUUCUCCCGGACCAGUUCGAUGGGUUCCCUGUCCAGUGCGGAACCGAUCUGCACCGCGGACGACAAGAGUUCCAUCAUCAGCGAGUUCAGUCGGUUCGCUUCCGGUGUGAUUUCGCCGUCAGAACUGCCGGAUUCACCGACUCAGAGCAUGCCACACUCGCCGCGACGUGCAGGAGGAUUGAUGGCGAAGCCGGGGCCAAGUGGAAAGCGGGAGGAUGCCGGCGGAAGACCUCCGACGAUGGAACCUACGAAGAGCGCCUUUGAGGACACGGUCAGCAAGUUUGAUGUGGAAAAUACGCCGGCGGUGUUCUCCUGCGCGACCAGUUUGAGCAAUCUGAGUAUGGAUGAUAAGGAGGAUGAGGAAUCGAAGGCGGUGGUGGGUGGGAUGGUGGUCAAGGGACCUCCGGUGCUGCCGAUUCCGGAAGGUAGCGCUUCCGAGGAUGGGGAAUCGGAUCGGGAUGACGAUUUCCUGUUGGAGUCCUGUAUCAAUAUGGGAAUGAACGUGAUGGCGCGGAGUGCGGAAGACAAGAAGAAGAAAAAAGAGGAAGAAGUGGUGGUUCCUCCGCCACAGGAGCAGGAAGAUCUGUUGCAGAGGUACUGCACCGAGGACACUCCGGCGCGAUUGUCCAAGGUGAAUAGUAACUGUGAUUUGAGUGUACUGUCGAUGGAUUCGCGAAAUGGACACGAAUCGGAUGAGAGCUCGACGGUCUCGGCGGAACAGAAUGACCGAUUGGUGGAGGAAUGCAUCCGAAGUGGAAUGCCCAAGCCAAAGAAUCCGGAUGGUGGAGGUUUCACGAGGAAAGAGAAUCCUAUGGUCAUGAUGCGAAAUCCGGCUCACAUGGGACCGCUGUAUGCAAACGAUGAGGUCAAUAACUUCUACGUAGAGGACAGUCCUUGUGCCCACUCGACUAUAUCGGCUUUGUCGGAUUUGACGGUGGCUUCGGAAGCACCCAAUGGAGUGAGGAAUGUCUACAAGAUCUCUUCUCUCAAGGGGAAACAACCUCAGUCACAGGGAGGAGCGCCCUUCGCACAGGCUCCGGCAGCGAAUGGUUCCUUGAGCUCGCUUUCGAUAGAAUCGGAUAACGAUGACCAUCUGUUGGACGAAGCCAUUGCUGCCGGGAUAGGUUCCAACAGGGCCAAGCAAAAGCAACCGACGUUCCAAGCGGUGCAGAAUCCACUUCCGCCGGUGAACCGAAUGACGGCAGCUGCAGCGGAUGCUAAUGAUUCAUUGGACUCCAUAGAUUCCGUAGACUCAAAUGAUCCUCAAAGCAAUUCCCUUCUGGAACAGUGCAUUGAGAAUGGUAUGAAGAAACUCACGGAGAAGCAUACUGAACCGGGAGGCUUUGAGCUCCGGGCAGGAAUGAACUACGGGCAACUUGGGCCACGCCCUCCAGCACCGGCACCGGACGAAAGUAUUCCGGAUUCGGAACGGGACUACGAACUGCUGAUGGAGUGUAUCCAGAAUGGCAUGCCCAAGGGCAAGAACAGCCAGCUAGCGGUCGACCUUACCAGAAACCUGCAGCGAUUGACCAUUUCCGGUCAAUCUUCCAGCCACAACAACAACCCGCUCGUGUCGAAUCCAAAAAACGUGGACACUACGCCUGUGGUUACGAAGGAUGUCGGUGCCACCAACGUAAUGUCAGCAGGCGUAGUAGCAGUAGUAGAAACCACAACCACGGUCAGCGGAAGCAGCAACACCAGCGGUCCCGGCAUCACCACCAUCAACAACAUCAGCACCAGCACCACCCCCCGGUCAUCCAUCACUACCCGUAUCAUCAACAGCAGUUCCAUCACCACCACCAGCAUCACAAAAAGCGCACAGGAGUCAGCGGAACAACCGGAAACGCAGGAGGAACACCACUCCCGACAGCAUCCUCGUCAGCACCUGCUAGCUUCUUCCAUCACAGCCAGCAACACCAGCAGCAUGAUGGGCCAGAGUGGAUUUGAGAGUUUGAUGGAGCGCUCGAACGAGUUCCCGGCCUCGGUGGCAGCCCUGGCCCUGACGGGAGGUCUCAUGAGCUCGUCGUCCGCUGGCUGCUGUACCACUAACAGUAGCGAGAUGCAGAUGUCGAACGAAUUCCUGGUGGAGGAGUUCACCCCGGCCAGCAACAAUAAGCACAAAGAUCCGGACCUGAUGCUGAAAUCGGUCGAGCGGCUGACGCAGGAACUGGUUUCUACGGCCGAGUACCUGCGUACGGUUUCGUCCAGCGGUGGCGACAGGAUGGAGCACAACACUUGGGACGAUGAUGUGACCACUGCUAACGAUGUGUCGUUCCCUAGUUUGAGCGUCCAGGCGCCGAUGAUUUUGCAUUCCUGUGAUGAUGACGAUACGGCUACGAUCAGCGAUGAGGUUGACUCCAAAGCGUUGGAUGCCUUGGAGGAGCAAACUCCAAUGAACGAGAAUCGACCGCUUCCGGGUUUCCUGAAUGGUAGCAACGAAGACCUUUCCAAGGACGAGCUUCACUUCCAGCUGGGUGGCGAAGUUCAGCAUCCGAUGGUCGGAGGUCACUUUACCCAUGGUACCGACGGUUUGUCGUUCAGCACCGUUUCCACGUUGACCAAUUCGACGAUCAUCGCCAUGGAAGCUACCAAAGUGGCCAACAACCUGCAGAAUAUGGCGAUCGUCGAAAGUGCGGAACUUGAUUUGAGCAAGAUUCAUCCUCCGUUCGGAUCGGACAGUAUUUUGAUAUCGGAUUGCUCAGACUCGGAGAUGACAUUUCGGAAUGAAUGCCGAAGGAUUACGCUACCAAGUGGAUUGGUAGCGAAGCGAGCUUUGGGUCAUGCGUUCAACGAUAGCUUGAACUCAUUGAACAACUUGGACAGCAUUGGACCGCCGUCGAUCAUGGACGAGUUGAUGGAUUCGAUGAUCAGCGUGGCUAGCAUCACUUCCGAAGUGGUCGACGUGGACAGUGGCCAUGCGGGAACUUCGGAUCUGAACGUCAGUUCCGGUCACUCUAGCUUGACGCUGAAUUCUAGUCUAGAGAACUUGAUCAAAUUUUCGCCGACUAUGAACGCCGGUGGAAAGAGCACUCCCAUCAGUCCGAAGAGGGCUGAAAGGAGACAAGCUAUGAAGGACCGUUAUAAGACAUAUACCAUUCCCAAAGCGGAGCUAGUGGAUCUAAACCAGACAGCGGAAGAUGAAGCAAUCGGAUCACCGGAUGUUAUGACUCCAACCCCAAGCAAUCCGUCAUCUCCUUCACCGAAAAAAUCUUCAAAGGAGCGCCGCCAGGAAAACAAGUCCCGUUACGAAACGCAGGUCAUCACUUCCGGAAGCUUCCUGGCUGAUCGCAUAGCCAGCGGCUAUCAGGAGUGUCCUCGUACUCCGAUAGCCUCCAUCAUUGCCAAACCUGUGAUUUUCUCUCCACUGACUCUGCACUCACCGGCUCCGAUGUCCUUGGAGCGAGUUCUGUCUCCGGAAGUCCCACCGGCAGACGAUGAAGAUGACGAUCCCGUCACCUACACGAUUCAGGAAGCCCAACGAAGGAAAUCCUUGGAGCAGAAGAUCCCCAACAUCUCGGCGCAUGACCAACAGACGACCAUCACAGCUCUUCCUACGGUGCAACCCAAAACACCCCUCUCCAGCCCCAGCAAGGUACCAAUCAAAACAGGCAGUAUUAAAACCGCUGCAAACCCGGCCACUCCGUCGGCGGAACCGGUUAAAACGGUUCGCGGUACGAAGAAACCCCCGUACGUAUCGCCCUACAGGAAAUCGGUGGUAUCCGCUCCGGCCGUCAUCACUCGUACCCCGGCCGUCCCCGGAGCAGUCAAAAAGGACCUCAACGCUGGACCACAGGCCACCCCUAAGCUACGAACCCAAAGUUCCCUCGUGGAAAGCUCCAAGACUCGUCCGCAGCCUCUGAAGGCCCGAUCCAGCAUCGGUUUGAAGCGGAACUCGCUGGAAAUGAACGGAAAUGGAUCGAUUCGAAGCAGCACCAGCAGUAGCAGUUCGGACGUUUCCCGGCUGCACACCCGGCAACCUUCGUGCGGAGCGAUUGGCGGAACCAGGACUAAGGUCCAGGAUUCGCCGGCCCCUGCGCCGCCACCGAAUCUCAUCCGCCAGGGAACCUUCACCAAGGACGAACCAACGAACCCGGAAGUUCCGGUCGUAACGUCCGCUCCAUCAACCCCGGCGAAAACCCUGCGUAAACCAGGUUCGAUGAUCCCCAAUUCGGCGUCCUCCUCACGGCUCACCACCAUCGCCAAGUCUCGGAUAGUGUUGCACAAGAGCAUCAGCAUGGAUGCGAGCAAGACCACUCCAAGCACACCCACAGCUGGUACCCCGGUCGGUGAAAGCACCACCCCCAUCAGCAGUCGGUUCCGGCUGACGUCGGCACGGACCUCGCUGAUCGACUACAAAAAGCCCAACUCGACGGCCUCCAGUCGGCUCAGUACCCCGAUCGGUGGCAGCAGCGAGCCUCCAGCGACGCCCACCAGUCCGGGAUCGAUGAUUCCGAUGCGGCGGAAGAGCGCAAUUGCUGCGCUUCCCAAGCGGACCAAUUUGACGAUGAAGUCGAAUCCGGAUGUGCUGAAGGGCAAGUUGGACGGGGUGAGGAAUGCGUUCGUGAGGACGGCCGCUUCCGCGGUGAAAACCGGAACGCGAUGAAUUCGCGUGGUGCGGAACUCGACUGAGAUGACAUGAUAUUGGCUUGGCUUGUCGAUGGACGGGACGGACGUUGUGAUAGGGGUUUGGUGAUUCGGAGUGGAUUGGUUUCCAGGGAGGAGCAUGGCGUGGUGUCAGUUUGCUGCAGUAUUUUUUAAAGAUUUCAUCCAAAAACAGCCAGUCGUUUGUGCAAUUUGACCAAGUCGCACCUACUAUUUCGCAAGACUUCCUUGUAAGGUUCAUCGAUUACCGCAAGUUUUACAUAGCGUAAGUUAUUUUACUUUUUAUUUUUGGAUGUUUUACUCCAUUCAAACACAGUUUGAACAACAACCACAAACAAAACAACGAUCCUGAGCAAUGACGAAAAAAUAAACAUUUGCUCAAUUUUGCUUUUAGUUACCAUGGUUUGAUUUUAUUCAGUGUUUUUUUUUUCUCGAAUGCGAAUCGAUCGCAGCAAGCUGGCCAGCCGAAAGCCAUGGCAUGCUUUGUUGUUCCUUAGAAGUCUAGAUCCGCACGUUUCAGGAAAAUCAUAGAUUUCUUCCCAGUCACACACGCUUGCGAGCGCUUGAGUGUGACGAAACUAUGAAAGACUAUUUAAAAAUAAUCACAAGCACAUAUGAUGAGAUGCAAAUAAAUAGUACGUCAAGAAGCUUACCCCCUCGAAUUGAUCGAUCGUGUAUGAUAGGUUAUUUUUAAUCCGUAUUGAUAUAAAAAGAAGAAAAUAAACAUAAAUUGUUCUAGUCCCAAAGCGUCUUGGUAUCGAUUAAGAGAGUUUUCAGGAACUUGAUCGGACUGCGUUCGGUCAGAGGAAGUUUUUUUAUGAGAGAGAAGCAGGCGCUCGUCGAAAGACGUUAUAACCCCUAGAAAUAGGCAACACACACACGCAGACACGCAUACACACCUAGACUAAUGUAGGAUAAGUUAGGAUAAGGUUAUGUUAUUAUUCAAGAAGCAAUUCACAAUUUGCUAGUUGCCAGUGCGGAAAAGACGUUCAGGAUUAUUACUCCGAAUGAUGGAGAAGGUUAUUUACCAUAAAGCCGUUUGGCAUAACGACCGGAAAGUCAUUUCACAUAACCUGUUUACUGAAGUCAUUUGGCUUUGGUUAGAUUCUAUAGGGCUCUGCAUGAAAUUAUCUCCUUCUCUCUCACUCUUACAGAAAUUUUGUAAACAACAAGGCCAAGAAACGUCAAAAUCCCAUACAAAAUCAAAACAAUGUAGUGCCCUAUUGUGUCAAUUGACUACAGUGGCAAUACUUUAUUUGGCAUAAUGCCGUUUGGCAUAACGUGAAGGAAGGAACUUAACCGAUGUUAUGACAAACGGCUAUAAUGCUAAACGGCAUUAUGCCAAAUGGGAUAACUCUGCCAAGACGUUAUGUCAAACGUCCUUACGCCAUUUUGGAACCCAACUCUCGAACGCGUUGGAAAGUUGUACCCGAUUGAAUUCUAUUGCUUAGUAUUUGUAGUUGCGCUUAUUCCUCGCACACGGAACCUAAUUGGCAUUCAGUUGAAAGUAAAGUAACAUAACCUUAAGUAGCAGUUCCAAGAGGAAAUAUUCGAACUGUGACAGCAUUUAUCGGCAGGCAUAUUUACACAACAAUGUUUUAGCCGACUCGUUCGCUUUAUUAUCUUUACUAAGCUGCUUUAUUAUCGCUGUCUUGCAAUUGUCUAUUUGCUACACAAUCCUUUACAAUAGUUCGUAGACUACUUUUUCAACUUCAUCUUUUUUGUUUCUUUUUAUGUGUUUUUAUUUCUCUUUUUUUAUGUGUUUUUUUUGUUUUCAUUUCUCUGUUUUGAUUUCAACUGUUAAAUUUUCACAACUGUUUAUAAUUUUUCGAUUCUUUUAUCAAACGUUGCUACUAUUCAAAAAAUUCCGACACAAAAAUCAUAUCAAAAACAGAACAACUUAUUAAUCAAAAGAGUUACAAGAAUUGCAAGUUGAUGAGUAGAUUUCGUUCUGGCUCCCUCUUUAUUCUUCCCAUUCUGCUAGAAGAACCUUUUUCUCGAAGCUAAAUGUAAAAAACUGUGUACCGGAAGUUCGAAUGAUUAUAUUAUUGCGCAUUGAUCUAGCUAUGGUAAUCCUAAUGUAAUCCAUGAGAAUAUACGAACGCUAUUCAGCUGUAAAAAAGUUGCAAAAUGAAAA